AUGGCUCAAGGACAAACUGAGACCAAACACAGCGGCGGCCUUGAGGAAGAAGAGAGCCUUACGUCCACGCUUCCUAUGAGAGAAGGAUGGAGGGAACCGUUCUUCUUGUUCCAAGGCUACUGGCUCAUGCCCCAAGCCGUAAAGAGCGUCGCGCUCAUGCAAGCCCAGUUCGCGCCAUGUCCAGACGCCAUCAUCCUCGGAGGGCAGGACCAAGGUGAUGCAGGCAGGGGAGCUGAGGACCAAGCCAAUGCUGGAGAGAACACUGAUGCUGAAGAAUCGAGCAAAUGCCUUAGCGUUCUCGUAACAAUUGGUAUCAGAGCUACGAUCCUGGCGCAUCACCACGGGACAAGGCUCCAAAGCAAGAUGAAGACCGACGAACACUACUUGGAGUUGAUGGCUGUGUUGAAGGAUCAACAUGCGGAGACUCAGCAGUCGCUCUCAGAAAUGAGAACGGCAAUGGCGGAGUUGAAAGUAACCAAGGGGGAUUUCGAGCAGUGGAAGCCACUGGUCGAGACCAACCUGGUGGAUCUGCAGAAGAUCGUCACCGAUCUCCGUGUGCAAGUGGAGCAGCUCCAUCCGGUGCCAGGAUCUGAUGGAAAGAGUGCGGCCGAGACCUCGCGUGUUCGGGCAUCCGAAGCUGAGGCGAUGAAAUCAACUGGAGCGCUGGCCACCGCUCAUCUGGGGGCUUCCUCACCCGAGGCGGCGUUCGGGCCGAUCGGCCACCGCUCUACACCAAAUCACCGGGGGUAUGGUUUUGGGGUGCACGCCACCCUGACACCACCUCCGGUCACAGGUGCAUCUAACUCACACGGAUACACUUCUAUUCCUCUACACUUGCGUGAUUCAGUUGCCCCUAGUGCUAUGAGUAUGAGUUCCAGUUUAUUAGCUGCCAUGCCUCAGCUAAAUUUUCCGCAAUUUGAUGGCAGUAGUCCUAAAAUGUGGAUUAGACGUUGCGAAACCUUCUUUGAUAUCUAUGAAAUUCCACCGCAUAUGUGGGUUAAGCUGUCUACCAUGCAUUUUAUUGGCUCAGCUGCAUUUUGGUUACAAUCCUUGGAAUCGGUCAUUCAUCAGUGGGCUUGGACAGAUUUAAGUCUUGCUGUAUGUCAUAGGUUCGAUAGAGACCAGGGGAAUCUUCUGAUUCGACAAUUCUUUCAUAUCAGUCAAUCUGGGACAGUAGUGGAUUACAUAGAACGAUUUGAUGAUCUUAUCCACCAACUUCUAGCUCAUGACCCCUCUAUGAAUAGAGCUGUUAUUACUAAUCGUUUCAUAGAUGGGUUAAGAGGGGACAUCAAGUAUGUUGUAUUACUGCAUAGACCCUUAGAUCUCGAUACUGCGAGUUCUCUUGCUCUAUUGCAGGAAGAGGUUUUGCAAGAAAUGCUAAGAAAAGAGACAAGGAAAUCUGAAGGAUUAUCUUAUUCAAGAACUCUGCUCAGAUCCCCUAUCACUGGGCCAGCUACAACUCUCAAGGGUCAAAAUACCCAUGCUAUUACUAAAGAUAGGAAGUUGAAUGACAUUUCAAAUGUCAGAGAAGUAGGCACAGAUGAUAAACUGUCCAACUUAAGAGCAUAUCGUCGAGCAAAAGGUUUAUGUUUCAAAUGUGAAGAAAAAUGGGGUUUAAACCACAAGUGUUCUACAGUGGUACCACUGCAUGUAGUAGAGGAGUUGUGGCAGUUGUUACCUGAUGACACAAGUGAUAAAGAUGUUGUUGCACCGUUGAACAAAUCAGACUUUGAAGAAGAUUUAAUGGCCAUUUCACUCCAAGCCGUAAAUGGAACAGAUGGUAAUUCUACAAUCAGAUUACCAGGCUAUCUACAUCAUAGUGAAGUGCUUAUGCUAGUGGACUCAGGAAGCUCUCACUCUUUUAUCAGGGAGCAGUUAGCAGUAUCUAUGACUGGCUGGACAGAAAUUGGUACUCCUAUGAGGGUAAGAGUGGCUAAUGGCCAUAUCCUUAUGUGCACUCAUGAGUUGCAGGAACUCAAUUGGGUUGUCCAAGGACACACCUUCACCAGCAAUUUCAAAGUUCUUCCUCUCAGUUGCUAUGAUAUUGUUUUGGGUAUGGACUGGCUACAAGCCCACAGCCCUAUGCAGGUGCACUGGCUUGAGAAGUGGAUGAUAUUCAAACUCAAUGGAAAGGAUAUCAAAUUACAAGGACUUCAAUCUCAAGCACAAAUUGGAGCACCAAUAUCAAAGGCACAGCUCCAAGCCAUACAAAGAACAGACAGUUUCAUCUAUAUGUUACAACUCAAUGCAGUUGAGCUAAAUCCAGACAAGUCUGAUGCUUGGCCAGCUGAGAUAAAGGAAUUGAUAGAGAAAUUUUCUGAUAUCUUCUUGGAACCCACUGAAUUACCUCCACAAAGGCAAUAUGACCACACCAUACCAUUGAUACCUGGAGCACAACCAUUCCGAAUUUGCCCAUAUAGAUACAACCCUGCUCAGAAAGAUGAAAUUGAGAGGCAAGUCACUGAAUUACUUCAACAUGGUAUGAUUCAACUCAGCUCUAGUCCAUUUGCCUCACCUGUUUUAUUGGUUAAAAAGAAAACUGGUGAAUGGAGGCUCUGUGUAGACUAUAGAAAAUUGAAUGCUUUGACAGUUAAGAACAAGUACCCAUUGCCAAUCAUAGAUGAACUUAUGGAUGAACUAUUUGGUGCUUGUUGGUUCACAUCUUUGGACUUAAGGGCUGGGUUUCACCAAAUUCGGAUGGCUGUUGGUGAAGAAAGCAAAACAGCCUUUCAAACACAUCAUGGACAUUUUGAGUAUAAGGUCAUGCCUUAUGGUCUUACUGGUGCUCCAGCAACCUUUCAAGGUGUCAUGAACCAAGUCUUAGCUCCUCUUCUCAGAAAAUGUGUAGUGAUUUUUAUUGAUGAUAUAUUAAUCUAUAGCAAAUGUUGGGAGGAUCAUUUGCAGCACAUAAGUCAGGUGUUCACAAUUUUGAAGGAUCAUCAAUUGAAAGUGAAGCUUUCUAAGUGCCACUUUGCUCAACAACAGCUCUCCUAUCUGGGCCACAUAAUCAGUGAGAAGGGUGUUACAACUGAUCCAAGUAAGAUCAGUGUGAUCAAGGAAUGGCCUACACCCACAUGUGUUAAGGAACUCAGGAGCUUUUUAGGCAUGGCUGGGUACUACAGAAAGUUUGUGAGGCACUUUGGUCACAUUAGUAAACCGUUGACAAAUUUGCUCAAAAAGGGAGAGUUCUUUGUUUGGACAAAGGCAACAGAUGAUGCUUUCAACAUAUUAAAGCAAGCCUUACUCUCUGCCCCUACUCUGGCUCUACCCAAUUUUCAGCUACCUUUUGUCAUUGAAACUGAUGCAUCAGACAGAGGCAUUGGAGCAGUAUUACAACAAAAUGGACACCCUAUUGCUUUUGUAAGCAAAGCUCUAGGGCCUCGAAACCAAGCACUCUCCACAUAUGAAAAGGAAUACUUAGCAAUUAUCAUGGCAAUGGACCAUUGGAGAUCCUAUUUGCAACAAGCUGAAUUUCUGAUUAAGACUGAUAAAAAGAGCCUGAUCCAUUUAGAAGAGCAACGAUUGUCUACACCUUGGCAGUACAAAGCAUUGACUAAGCUGAUGGGUCUUCAAUUCAGGAUAAUCUACAAGAAGGGGACUGAAAAUAGAGUGGCAGAUGCACUAUCUAGAGCACCUCAUGCAUCACUUAACACUCUAGUAUCUGUAGCACAACCAGUAUGGCUGGAGGAGGUAGUGGCUGGAUAUCAACAGGAUGCUCAUACACUAAAACUAUUGACUGAGCUGUUGAGGUCACCUAUCAGCGAGUUAAAAGUAUCUUUGCUUGGCACAAACUCAAACAAUCAGUCCAGCAAUUUGUCGCAAAUUGCACCAUUUGUCAGCAAGCUAAGCCUGAAAGAACAGCUUAUCCAGGACUAUUAUCACCCAUACCAGUCCCUCAAGGAAACUGAUGCAAACAUUGUUGCACCAACAUUUGUUGAGAGCUCAACAACUCAUGAAAAUCCAGGCUGA
Phragmites australis (common reed) is the source of this 3969-nucleotide messenger RNA. RefSeq lists its product as uncharacterized. The coding region runs from base 1 to 3969 and encodes 1322 amino acids. The record is from RefSeq and is a predicted model, not a curated record. Lineage: Eukaryota; Viridiplantae; Streptophyta; Magnoliopsida; Poales; Poaceae. The transcript has 5 exons.